Molecule: messenger RNA, 2503 nt
Organism: Hemicordylus capensis (graceful crag lizard)
Lineage: Eukaryota; Metazoa; Chordata; Lepidosauria; Squamata; Cordylidae
Gene: C1QTNF8
Product: C1q and TNF related 8
Exons: 4
Coding region: 394-1176 (260 amino acids)
Molecular function (GO): protein binding
Source: RefSeq, a predicted model, not a curated record
UCAUUUGCUGGUGUGCAGCAGUAGCAGAGCGAGAUGAAUCACAAGAAGAACGGAGAUGCCGUGCACCAAAUUACAGCUGUCCCCUGUUGCUGGCGACUGCAAAUCCUCUUCAAUUUCUCCUCUGCCAGGAUGAAGGUGCAAACGGCAGGAACUCAAAAUCCCAACGUGGUUUUGGAAGGGAACAAACAAGCCGGGCGAAAUCUCCCUCCAAGCGGCCGAGUUUCAUAAGCAGUUGGCUUGACACCUGAUGUUCUGUCUGGACACCGGCUGCAUCAGCAGAAACCACGAGACGGAUCCCUGAAUGGACAAGGGAGCCUUCAGAUCAUGAAACUCACCAAGGAGCAGCAGCAAGGAGGCUGAGGAGAGAGGGGGAUUUUGACCCACGAGCCGAAGAUGCUCGCCCUCUUUCUGGCACUCUUGAUGGCUUCUGCUAGUCUCCACACGGGCAACCCACGGGGCGAGAAAGCCUUCCCCAAGAGAGAGGACCGCAGGCCUUUGUGUGUGCGAUGUUGUGGCCCCUCUGACCAGCCGGCCUCCUUUACUGCUUCCCGAUAUGCCCGGAUGACCAGUGACUCUACCUAUUCGGUGCCCAAGGUCCAUCCCAUCAUAGAUCUCAUGAUCUUGAAAGGUGAAAAAGGUGAAAUGGGAGACAGAGGAAUCUCUGGACCUGAAGGCAAGGCUGGAGAACAAGGCCUGCGGGGUCAAAAUGGCCGGAAAGGGCAAAGGGGCCAGCCAGGCCCACCGGGCAAUUCCUGCAAGCAGCAUUACGUGGCCUUUUCGGUGGGCCGUAGCAAACCUCUCCACAGCGAUGACUACUACCAGCACGUCACGUUCGACACCGAGUUUGUCAACCUCUACAAGCACUUUAACAUGUUCACCGGGAAGUUCUUCUGCUACGUGCCCGGCAUCUACUUCUUCAACCUCAAUGUCCACACCUGGAACUACAAGGAGACCUACCUCCACAUCAUGAAGAACGAGGAGCAGGCCGCCAUCUUGUAUUCCCAGCCCAGCGAGCGGAGUAUCAUGCAGAGUCAAAGUCUCAUGCUCGACCUCCAGGAAGGCGACGAAGUCUGGGUGCGGAUGUUCAAGCGGGAGAGAGAGAACGCCAUCUACAGCGAGGAGUCGGACGUUUACAUCACCUUCAACGGCCAUCUAAUUAAGCCCGCGAUCGAGUGAACGGCUCCCUGGCCGAGGGGCUUAGGAUAGGCAUCCCUAUCCGUCCUGCCAGAGCCACACAUCCAGGGCUGCAGUCAGGAAACGGCUUGCCCGCAUGGCAUCCCAGAGAACCUUGGUAGGGUUACUCGUGAGUAGAUGCUAUUAGACUUGCAGCCUCGAGCUUAGUGCUGGGAUGACCAUACCUGAGACAUGGUUUUGGGUAUCGAAAGCAUCCUUGAUAGGCGCCUCUUUAAUCUUUCCUGCUCAGACCUCUUGUGGAAACAAGGUGGGCUUGUUUCUUGCCGAAAGUUCCCCUCUGCCGGAAAUCCUGGAAGCACAUAAUGAGAGAACACAAGCCCUGUUGGCGACUCCUGCUUUAUGGUUCUGUCACGUGGCUGGUCUGACAUGAGUCCGGAACCUACCUUUGUCAUGUUCCUCAACAACACAAGCAGAGCUGCUGAAAAAAAGUUUUAUUCCAACACAUUUUGAUCAUAUCUUUGUCAAGGAAUAUUUUCACUUGACUACCAGAGAGAGGAGGACCACUUUAAGUGGCGCAGCGGGGAAAUGCUUGACUAUAGCAAUAGCACUUACAUUUAUAUACCGCUCUAUAGCUGGAAGCUCUCUAAGUGGUUUACAAUGAUUUAGCAUAUUGCCCCCAACAUUCUGGGUACUCAUUUUACCGACCUCGGAAGGAUGGAAGGCUGAGUCAACCUUGAGCCCCUGGUCAGGAUCGAACUUGUAACCUUCUGGUUACAGGGCGGCAGUUUUACCACUGCGCCACCAGGGGCUCAUACAAGCAAGACUAACACAAUAAUACAAGACUAACAAGCAGAAGGUUGUCGGUUCGCAUCCCCACUGGUAGCUCUAUUGGGCAGCCGCGAUAUAGGAAGAUGCUGAAAGGCAUCAUAAUUGCACGGGAGGAGGCAAUGGUUAACCCUUCCUGUAUUCUACCAAAGAAAACCACAGGGCUUUAUGGCCGCCAGGAGUCAAAAUCGACUUGAUGGCACACUUUACCUUUACCUUGCUUGAGAGAGAUGUGUUCUUGCCAAAACCUUAAGCAGACUCUAAACUAGGCCUGCUCAAUUUAGACCCCCCCAGCUGUUUUUGGACUACAACUCCCAUAAUCCCAGCGGCAGAAGUAAGCUCAUCUGACUCAGGCAGUCAAGUGAAAGUCAAAACACGUUGGAAUUUUUUUUUAAAAAAAUCAUCAGCUGCACUUGCAUUGUUGUACAGCCAUCUUAGCUGGCACUGGUGCUCUAUUUCAUUUCGCUUUGUCAUGUUCCAUAUGUUUGAGAGUGAACGCUUAAGAAUAAUACUAUUAAUAAAUUUACAUAAAUGAUGAAUUGCA